Penicillium subrubescens is the source of this 816-nucleotide messenger RNA. RefSeq lists its product as uncharacterized. Lineage: Eukaryota; Fungi; Ascomycota; Eurotiomycetes; Eurotiales; Aspergillaceae. Bases 1 to 816 code for a protein of 271 amino acids. Gene Ontology annotation, molecular function: catalytic activity. The transcript has a single exon. The record is from RefSeq and is a predicted model, not a curated record.
AUGGCUUCAACUACCAUUUCAGCUGCUACACCAUCCUUCCAGAUUAUUUCCACCCUUCGAUUUGAUCCCGAUCUUCCGAGGGUGACCUCUCACAAUGCGAAUGACGAGAGUUAUCCAGUGCCAGCGCACUCGCCUUAUUACCUCCUCUCCUACCACCGAGAUCGGCUGAUCAAUGCUGCGCGCCAUUUCGAAUGGGAUAGUGCGCUAGAUUUUCUACAACAAGGUCUAGACAGCUUUGAGAGUUUUCUCGAUGGCUCAAUACCAAACAGAGAGAAGCCAUGGCGGUUGAGAAUCGCCGUGGACUACAAUGGCAAGGGCUCGGUCGAGGUCAAUCCUACUGUAGCGAUGGACCCGUUGAACCUAUUAGUUCCUUCCCUUCACUCCGGUACACAAUCUACCAUCUGGAAGGUGUAUGUUGAUUCACAAUCUAUUACUCCAUCCGGCUUCACAACACACAAAACUACCGCUCGAGACGACUAUACAGCCGCUCGCGUGCGCGCGGGAAUCACCUCCCCUGCAGAGACAUCCGAGGUUCUAGUAGUCAACCCAGACGGAGAGAUAAUGGAAGGAAGCAUCACCACGCCCUAUUUUCGACGGCACAUCGUUGGGAAGGAGAUCAAUGCGAACGAGGCAGUUUGGGUCACUCCGCCAUUGACAAGUGGAGGAAACGCCGGCACAAGUAGAAGAUAUGCCUUGAGCCAAGGAUUUUGCGUGGAACAAGUGAUCACCAAGGCAGAUAUGGUAGACGGGGAGGAGUGUUGGCUUAGUAAUGGAGUUCGUGGGUUCGUUAGAGGCGUGGUCGUUUUGAGUCGAUAA